AUGAAGCCAUUGGCGUAUCAACUCAGAUAUCCUCGGCUCAACAUUGAAAUGUAUACCGACACUGUUUACGGCAAGGUCACUUCCCUCCUGGGAAACAAGUGUGCCCAGGUCUACUGCACACCGUUUCAUUGGUGCCAUGUUGACCCGAUGAAGACCAAGUCGGAGGCUCACUUGACUUUAGACUCACUUUUCCAGAAGAUUGGAGUACCGAGAGUCCUGAUUCCAGACAACGCGAAGGAGCUUACUAUGGGAGAGUUCCGACGAAAGGCACAACGAGUUCAGUGCCCUAUCCAUCCGGUUGAGGCUUACACACCCAACCAGAACUUUGCGGAAGAUCUAAUCCGAGAGCUGAAGAGAACUUACAGGAGAACAAUGACGACUACUGACAGCUUGGAAUGUCUCUGGGACAUGUGUUUCAUCUUCUGCGGGCUGACUCGCAGCCACGCUGCAUUACUGAUCCGAGAGUUGGAUGGCCAAGUUCCCGCUACCCUAUUGACAGGGGACACUGCUGACAUCUCACAUAUUUGUGAGUUUGGAUGGUAUGAUUGGGUUUGGUACCUUUCUCCUGAGAGACAGGGCGAGUCAAUGGAAAGGAAGCGCCUUGGUCGCUACUGUGGCCCCAGCACUGACAUUGGGGACGCUAUGUGUGCCCGUAUCCUCACCGAGAAGGGCCAGUUGGUCUCUAGGACAUCUGUUAUCCCCUUAUCGGACCAGGAGAAGCUGAGCCCGGUGAUUGAAUCCAAGAAGGCAGCAUUCACAGAAUCCCUUAAGAAGUCCCUUGGCAAGCGUUAUGUUUUGGCCAGCAGUGAUGAUGCUGAAUCUCGUCAGGAUGAAGAGAUACCAGAGUACUAUGAGCCAAUUGAUGACCGUGACCCAGCUCCUCUGCCAGAGUUGGAGACCAAAUGUCUUAUGGCACAGUCACCAGGCGCAAGAGGAACUCAGAUGGAAAACUGA
Seminavis robusta is the source of this 954-nucleotide messenger RNA. The record is from the annotation of a GenBank genome assembly. NCBI's taxonomy places the organism in Eukaryota, Bacillariophyta, Bacillariophyceae, Naviculales, Naviculaceae.